Molecule: messenger RNA, 1134 nt
Organism: Meleagris gallopavo (turkey)
Lineage: Eukaryota; Metazoa; Chordata; Aves; Galliformes; Phasianidae
Gene: SLC17A9
Product: solute carrier family 17 member 9
Biological process (GO): ATP transport; transmembrane transport
Cellular component (GO): membrane
Molecular function (GO): transmembrane transporter activity
Source: RefSeq, a predicted model, not a curated record
CGGGGCCGGAAAACGCUGCCCGCAUGGCCGCGGGCGGCGGCAGGAACGCGCCGGUGUGCGGAGGAGAACACGGCUACCGGGCCCCGCAGCACGACGGCAUGAGGAGGGAUGGAGGCGGGGAGCCGUACUGGUCCAGAGAAGCAAUUCUUGCCGUGCUUCAGGUGGGUGUGGGCACACUCAGACUGUCGGAGUGGAUUUUCCUUGCUGGAUAUGCUACCUAUGGAGCCCGAGUGCCGCGUGUGGACGGCGGUGCUGCUGCUGGGGACGUGCCUGCUGUACUGCGCCCGCGUCACCGUGCCCAUCUGCGCCGUCGCCCUGAGCGCGCACUUCGGCUGGGACAAGAAGCAGUCAGGAGUUGUGCUCAGCAGCUUCUUCUGGGGCUACUGCUUGACGCAGGUCAUCGGAGGACACAUCAGUGAUCAAAUAGGGGGUGAGAAGGUCCUCCUCCUCUCAGCAUCAGCAUGGGGCUUCCUGACAUUCAUCACCCCACUGCUCACGCAGAUCACGUCUGCACACCUCGUCUUCAUGACCUGCUCCAGGUUCCUCAUGGGGCUGCUGCAAGGGGUCUACUUCCCAUCCCUGGCCAGCCUGCUGUCUCAGAGGGUCCGGGAGAGUGAGCGAGCCUUCACAUACAGCACAGUGGGGACCGGCUCACAGUUUGGGACACUGGUGAUAGGAGCUGCAGGAUCUCUGCUGCUGGACUGGUACGGCUGGGAGAGCGUUUUCUACUUCUCUGGUUUGCUUACUUUGCUCUGGGUUUACUGCACCUGCAAGUACCUGCUGACAGAGAAAGAUCUCGUCAUCCCCAUAGACUAUUUAAUGAGAAGCAUCUCAAUCUCGAAGCAGAACAAAGUGCCCUGGAAGCAGCUGUUUAAGAAGGCACCGAUAUGGGCUGUCAUCGUCGCACAGCUGUGCACAGCCAGCACGUUUUUCACCCUCCUCUCCUGGCUGCCGACUUUCUUUAAGGAAACGUUCCCCGAGUCCAAGGUAAGCACUGGUGGGGGGAGGAGGGCUGGGCUUCCUGCACUGCUUUCAGAGAGUGGGGUGGUUUUCUGCGCAGGGCUUGCGACACCAUGCUGUUGCAAUGACUCCAUGACGGGGUUUUCAUGGGGAUUUUAGCUAAAUUGACAUUGC